GCUGCUUCUGACCCAUGUUCCUGCUCUGCUUGCCCCUGCCCUGUCUCCAGGUGAAGCUCUACCAUCCAGACAUGUCCUGCUACAGCCCGUGCGUGCCCUGCCAGCCCUGCGGCCCGACCCCGCUGGCCAACAGCUGCAAUGAGCCCUGUGUCAGGCAGUGCCAGGACUCCAAUGUCUUCAUCCAGCCCUCCCCCGUGGUGGUGACCCUGCCCGGACCCAUCCUCAGCUCCUUCCCACAGAACACCGCCGUGGGCUCCUCCACCUCUGCUGCCGUUGGCAGCAUCCUCAGCUCCGAGGGAGUGCCCAUCAACUCCGGGGGCUUUGGCCUCUCUGGCUUGGGCCUCUCUGGCUUGGGCGGCUGCUACUCCGGCAGGAGUUGUCUCCCCUGCUAAAGCUACGGCCUGUGCUGAGCUGUCCACUCGGGUCAACUUCUUUUCCCUGUUUUGACUCAUU
Messenger RNA from Neopsephotus bourkii (Bourke's parrot), 453 nucleotides. Its product is annotated as feather beta keratin-like. Gene Ontology annotation, molecular function: structural constituent of cytoskeleton. NCBI's taxonomy places the organism in Eukaryota, Metazoa, Chordata, Aves, Psittaciformes, Psittacidae. Bases 15 to 392 code for a protein of 125 amino acids. The record is from RefSeq and is a predicted model, not a curated record. Gene Ontology annotation, cellular component: intermediate filament. The transcript has a single exon.